GGGUGGGGGUUGGGGGGGGGUAACGAGUCCUGUCCUGUGCCCUCGGCCCACGAUGACCGCCCGUGUGAGUCUGAGCGCCAUGGAGCCCCGGGCGUUGGCCGGGGUCCUGAGGAGCGCCCCCCACAGCGUCCUGGUGAUCGACAGCCGCUCCUUCGUGGAGUUCAACGCCUCCCACGUGCUCAACUCCGUCAACAUCUGCUGCUCCAAACUGGUCAAGAGACGCCUGCUCCAAGACCGCAUGGCCAUCACUGAGCUCAUCCAACCCAACUGGCAGACCAAGCUCGAGCUGGAGGGGAAGCAGGAAGUGGUGGUGUACGAUCAAUGUUCCCGGGACGUGGGCAGUUUGGCCUCCGACAGCUUCACCUCGGUCCUCCUCAGCAAGCUCCAGAAUGUCUUCCACUGCGUCUCGCUGCUAACAGGUGGCUUUGCGGCGUUCUCCUCCUGUUUCCCAGGCUUAUGUGAGACGAAGCCAGCCUCGCUCCUGCCCAUGAGCAUCUCACAGCCCUGUCUGCCCGUCGCCAACAUCGGGCCCACUCGCAUCCUCCCACACCUUUACCUGGGCUCCCAGAAGGACGUGCUGAACAAGGAUUUGAUGCUGCAGAGCGGGAUCACGUACGUGCUGAACGCCAGCAACUCCUGCCCGAAACCGGACUUCAUCCCCGACAGUCACUUCAUGCGGAUCCCCGUCAACGACAACUACUGUGAGAAGCUCCUGCCAUGGCUGGACGAGUCCGUGGAGUUUAUAGAUAAAGCCAAAGUUUCUAGUUGCCGAGUGUUGGUUCACUGCCUGGCCGGGAUCUCUCGCUCAGCGACUGUCGCUAUCGCCUACAUUAUGAAGACCAUGGGCUUGUCCUCAGACGAUGCUUACAGGUUCGUCAAGGAUCGCCGACCGUCCAUCUCACCCAAUUUUAACUUCAUGGGGCAGCUGCUGGAGUACGAGAAGAGCCUGAAGCUGCUGAAAGCCUGGUGCCGGGGCCAGUCAGACAGGCCCGAGAAGGGGGUCGAGAGGGAGCCAAGUGGGGCCAGGCCUGGCCGGGACAGGCCGUGGAGCAAAGCCAGUGUCUCGGGACAGCCCGCGGGAAAGGCCGGGGACCUGGCGAAGCCUCUGGAGAGCGAGUGUAAAGUCUCGUCGCACUUGGCCCUGCAGCAGGGCCUGAACGGCCUCCACCUGUCCACAGAGAGGAUCCAGGACAACAACCGCCUCAAGCGCUCCUUCUCCCUGGACAUCAAGUCGGCCUACUCUCCCAGCGUGACCGCGGGAGACGCCCUCGCUCCCAUGGGUGCCGAUGACAUCCCCAAACUGUGCAGGCUGGAGUCAGGCUUCGCUCGCUUCACACCAAGCCCAGACAGGAGCCCCAUCCCAGGCCCGGAGAGAAGCCCAUUCCCAGGCCCCGACAUAAGCCCAUUCCCAGGCCCGGAUAGAGGCUUAAUCACAGGCCUGAUCCCAGGCUCGGAAAAAUCCCACUACCAGGCCCUGACAGAGGCCUGGUCACAGGCACGGACAGGAGCCCAUUCGGGCCCGGUUAGAGGCCUAACCGCAGGCCCGGAGGUGUCCUCUUCCCCAGGGCCGGACUGUAAUGGGGAAAUCAAAGUACGACAGAGGAGGAAGGCCAGACACGGCGGGGGAGCCUGCAGCCCGUGUACCCCCACAGCCCCAGGGUUGCCCGGGGUCAGCGUGAACCUGGCCCGGCCCUCGGAUGGUAAACUGAAGCCGGCGCUGGUGCUGAGCGUGCCGGGAGCUCAGCCGCGAGGAGGGGGGAAGCACACGGAGCCCACUCAGGCCCCGGCCACCGCCACGUGGUUCUUCGCGGCCGAGCCCCCGCCGGUGGGCCCUCGCCCCGGGCUGUUCCCCGCGGCCCCCUCCUCACCGUAUGCCGAGCAGUACGGCAGCGUCAGGCUGAGAGACAAGCAGCACCAGGCACAGGCCGAGACCAGGGAACCGGCCCGCAGGAGCUGGCAGGACGAGGCAGGCCUGGAGAAACAGUUCAAGCGACGAAGCUGCCAGAUGGAGUUCGAAGGGGGGAUGGCGGAGAGCAGAUCCCGGGAGGAUCUGGGCAAGAUAGGCAAACAGUCCAGCUUCUCGGGCAGCAUGGAGAUCAUCGAGGUGUCCUGACACCCCAUCUCCCUUUCCCUCCCCUCUUGGGCCAUUGCAUUUGCCUUUCCCUGCUACGUAAGGCGGAGAGACACUGAGGAAAUUCCAACACAUACACACACACACACAACCUGCUGUGAUCUAAUAAUAAAUGGUGGAAACCGGCUCAGUGGGCUGAAUGGCCUCCUCCUGUUCCUGAAAGCAGCGCGAAACGUCCGCGGACUUUCUCGGAACAGAACAAAAAAGGACACGUGAAACCAGGAGCGAGUAAGAGACGUCUCUGUUACAUUUCGCUCCACGGGGUUCAAUCCCACCCCCCACCCCCCCGACACGCCAGGGCAGGACUCGGAAGGCGUGAAUUCUUUUUUUUUCAAUAGGAAAAAAAGGAAGA
Molecule: messenger RNA, 2483 nt
Organism: Callorhinchus milii (elephant shark)
Lineage: Eukaryota; Metazoa; Chordata; Chondrichthyes; Chimaeriformes; Callorhinchidae
Product: dual specificity protein phosphatase 8-like
Biological process (GO): protein dephosphorylation; negative regulation of MAPK cascade
Cellular component (GO): cytoplasm
Molecular function (GO): MAP kinase tyrosine/serine/threonine phosphatase activity; protein tyrosine/threonine phosphatase activity
Source: RefSeq, a predicted model, not a curated record